CUGCACCGGCCGGUCAUCUCGGCUCACCGUGGCGGUGAUCUUGGAGGUCGAUGGCCAUGGGAGUAAUGCUGGUCGCCGUCGUGGUCGUGGCGGGGCUGCUCCUGCACGCCGCCACCGUGGCCGAGGCGCAGACCCUCAGGGUUGGGUACUACGACCAGACGUGCAAUAGAGCCGAGAGCAUCGUGUUCGAGGAGGUCCAGAAGGCGUGGAACGCCGACAGGAGCAUGCCGGCGGCGCUGCUCCGGCUGCACUUCCACGACUGCUUCGUCAAUGGGUGCGACGGGUCAGUGCUGCUGGAGUCCGGCGACAACCAGGCGGAGAAGAACGCGCCGCCGAACCAGAGCCUCCGGGGGUUCGAGGUGAUCGACAGGGCCAAGGCGAGGAUCGAGGCCGUUGGCAAGGAGACGGUGUCGUGCGCGGACAUCCUCGCCUACGCCGCCAGGGACAGCGUCAGGGUCGCGACCGGCGGGUACGAGUACAAGGUCCCCGGCGGGAGGCCGGACGGCACGGUGUCGCGGGCGAGCAUGGCGAACAGCGACCUACCUCCGCACAAGCAGCGGAACGUGGAGCUGCUGGCGCAGUACUUCUACAGGAAGGGCCUGUCCAUGGACGACGUGGUGGUCCUGUCGGGCGCGCACACGCUGGGGGUGACGCGGUGCGGCACGUUCGACUACCGGCUGAUGAGCGACCAGGACAAGGGCAUGAACGCGACCUUCAGGAACGAGCUGAGGCGGCAGUGCGGCUACGACGCGAACAGGGUGGUGUCCCUCGACGCCGGCAGCCCCUACGGGUUCGACACCAGCUACUACGCCAACGUGCUGGCCAACCGCACCGUGCUCGAGUCCGACGCCGCGCUCAACUCGCCCCGGACCGUAGCCAGGGUCAGGGAGCUCAGGGCCGCCGCCCCGUCCGCCUUCUUUGGCAGCUUCGCGGUUGCCAUGGGCAGGAUGGGCGCCAUCCGCGGCGCCAAUCCGGGCAAGGUCCGCGCUAACUGCAGGAGGGUCAGGACGUGAUCGACGUACGUGCGUGCGCGGCGGCUUGGCCAUUUGAAUUGUUUCGUGCUUGUUGAUCGGUUUGAUGAUCAGCAUUGUAGCAACAUGUGAACAUCGGUUGCUCCGGGUUCGGGCAUUCGUUCAGUUCAGUAGGUGUAACAUUGUUGUUCCUUGGGCGAGGCUAAUUCGUGCCCUUAGUGCGGUCAUGUUUCUUUUCUUCCGAAGACAUG
This is a messenger RNA of Triticum dicoccoides, 1222 nucleotides long. Its product is annotated as peroxidase 5-like. The transcript is spliced from 3 exons. NCBI's taxonomy places the organism in Eukaryota, Viridiplantae, Streptophyta, Magnoliopsida, Poales, Poaceae. Bases 51 to 1013 code for a protein of 320 amino acids. Gene Ontology annotation, molecular function: heme binding; peroxidase activity. The record is from RefSeq and is a predicted model, not a curated record. Gene Ontology annotation, biological process: hydrogen peroxide catabolic process; response to oxidative stress.